Tyto alba (common barn owl) is the source of this 5049-nucleotide messenger RNA. RefSeq names its product RNA polymerase mitochondrial (gene POLRMT). The record is from RefSeq and is a predicted model, not a curated record. Gene Ontology annotation, biological process: mitochondrial transcription. Lineage: Eukaryota; Metazoa; Chordata; Aves; Strigiformes; Tytonidae. Gene Ontology annotation, molecular function: DNA-directed RNA polymerase activity; protein binding; mitochondrial promoter sequence-specific DNA binding. The transcript is spliced from 21 exons. Bases 36 to 4430 code for a protein of 1464 amino acids. Gene Ontology annotation, cellular component: mitochondrial DNA-directed RNA polymerase complex.
GCGCGGCGCGGCAUGGCGGCGUAGCGGCGGGGCAUAUGGCGCUGCCGCGGAUGCAGGCCGCUCUGCUGGGCCCGGCCCGGCUGCGGGGCGCCGGGAUCCCAUGGAGCGUUCUCAGGAACUACUCCUCCGCCAGCACCAAGGAGAAGGCGAGCAGAAAUGCCAUCAGUGAGAGGACAGAGCUGCUGGAAGUGCUGAAAGCUCGAGUGAAGCAGCUCCAAGCCAGUAAUGUCCCGGAGGUGACGAUCAACAAAGUGGAGCUGGCCCCGCUGGUGAAUGACAAGUACCAGGAUCCGCUGCAGAAAGCGGUGGCUCCCAGCCCUGCGGAGGAGCAGCCCACACCCAGGGGAAGCGAUGAGAGCCCGGCCAGGCCCAGCAGCUGGGUCAAGAAGAUGAAGAAGGAGGCAUACCUCCAGCAGCUGAAGGUGGAACAGAAGUUACCCAGUACUGCCUUCAUGUUGGCUCUGGAGGUCAAGGUGAAGGCCAAGAGGAAGGGCAAGUCAAAGGCCAAGAGGAAGGGCGAGGCGAAGGCCAAACCGGAGGGCGAGGUGAAGGCCAAACCAGAGGGCAAGGUGAAGGCCAAACCGGAGGGCGAGGUGAAGGCCAAACCGGAGGGCGAGGCGAAGGCCAAACCGGAGGGCGAGGCGAAGGCCAAGCCGGAGGGCGAGGCGAAGGCCAAACCGGAGGGCAAGGUGAAGGCCAAACCGGAGGGCGAGGUGAAGGCCAAACCGGAGGGCGAGGCGAAGGCCAAACCGGAGGGCGAGGCGAAGGCCAAACCGGAGGGCGAGGCGAAGGCCAAGCCGGAGGGCGAGGUGAAGGCCAAACCGGAGGGCAAGGUGAAGGCCAAACCGGAGGGCGAGGUGAAGGCCAAACCGGAGGGCAAGGUGAAAGCCAAGAGGAAGGGCGAGGCGAAGGCCAAACCGGAGGGCAAGGUGAAGGCCAAACCGGAGGGCGAGGCGAAGGCCAAACCGGAGGGCGAGGCGAAGGCCAAACCGGAGGGCGAGGCGAAGGCCAAACCAGAGGGCGAGGUGAAGGCCAAACCGGAGGGCAAGGUGAAGGCCAAGAGGAAGGGCGAGGCGAAGGCCAAACCGGAGGGCGAGGCGAAGGCCAAACCGGAGGGCGAGGCGAAGGCCAAACCGGAGGGCGAGGCGAAGGCCAAACCGGAGGGUGAGGUGAAGGCCAAACCGGAGGGUGAGGUGAAGGUCAAAGCUAAAGCCAAGAAGAGCCUGAAGAGUCCAAAGGCUGAAGUGGCUGUAGCCUGUAGCCAGAGCCACGCUGGCUCCCGCAGUGUCUAUUCCCACAUCAAGCCCAGGAUGGCAGCAGUGAAGGGAGGUGCAAAGGUGCAGAGGCCUUGGAAGGUGCUGGAGGGCAAGGACAGCAGCCAGCACAAGAUCCUGCAGCAGACUAUUCAGUCCAACCUCGAAUGCUUCCUGUUCUUGCAGCAGCCGGAGGAGGCUGAGAGGUUCCUUCUCUUGUACCACAGCUCCCCUGCGAAGAGAAAGUUUUUGAAUGUCAAUGCAUACAACAUCGUGAUGCAUAGCUGGGCAAGAAAGGGCAGCUUGCAGCACAUCUACCAGCUGUUUUCCAUGCUGGAGGCCGCCGGCCUCCGGCCCAGCCUGGACUCCUACGCAGCACUGCUGGAGUGCAUGGGCCGGAACCAGGUGUCCCCCAAAGCCAUCCGGAGGUGUGUGAAGCAGCUGAAGAACGAUGGCUUCCAUGUGGAUGACCUCUUCCAGAAGUGCCUGUUUGAGGAAGAUGAGAAAGAGAAGGUGCUGAGGGCCAUCAGAACUGUCCAGCCCAAAUACAAGCUGCCUCCUCCACCCAGACCCAAGAUCUGCAAGUCUUCUUUGCUCCGGGACUUCUACUCCAAAAAGACGACGGUGUCAUACCCCAACCUGGACUUCUCCGUGCAGGAGUUGCAGGAGCGCUUUCAGCAGCAGCUGGAGAUGGAGCUGGACAACACCGUAACCAUUCAGUCAGUGGAGUCAACCAAACCUCUGACCCCACAAGCCAUUAAAGCGCGCAAACUGCUGGCCACCCUUCGUUCCAAGUGGCAUAACUCCAUCCUCAGAGCCCUGCAGAAGUCGAAGCACAACAUGUCCAAGCCCAGGACAGCAUCAGCGUACAACACUCUCUACCCCUACCUGUGUGUGCUGCCAGACAAGGAGUAUGUGGGCAUCAUGCUGCAGAUCCUCAACACCAUCUCUCCACACGGAGAAUUCCUCUCUGUCUUGGCCAGAGAGCUGGGCUCUAAAGUGUACAACAAGUACAUCAUCCAGAGGAAGCUGCGCAGCCGCCAGCUGGAGAAGGUGCAAGAGAUCUAUAAGGACUACGUUCACCUUCUGGCAAAUGACAGCCAGCCUGACAAGUACUUGCCACGGGAAUAUUGGGAGAAGCUGGUGGCCAAAGCAGGCUUUGGGCCUUCCCUGAACUUGAAGGACGGCAGCUGGCCAUGCGUACUCAUCAUGCGCCUGGGCAUGCACUUGCUGGAAAUCCUGGUGCAGACUGUCAAGGUGCCCAGGAACACCUUCAACACUCGCCUGGAGCCCAGGCUUAUCCCCGUCCUCUACCACAUCUACUCCUACCGCAGCACCUGGCAGGUUGGGCUGAUAAAGCCCCAUCCCAUCUUCUCCCACAUUAUGUCAGACGCUGCAGAGACCAUGCUGACCUUUAACUCCUCCGCCAUACCUAUGCUGUGCCCCCCGGUGCCCUGGACCUCCCCCCAUUUCGGUGCCUUUCUCCUGAGUGACACCAAGUUUAUGCGCAUUGUGGAUGGGGCCAUCCAGCACCAGCUGCUCCUGGACCAGUGUCCUCCAGUGAACCUCCACCCUGUGCUGGAUGCCCUGAACCAGCUGGGCAACUGUGCCUGGAAGAUUAACCAGCCAGUGCUGGAUAUCAUCAUCUCCAUCUUCAAUGACAAAGGCAAUGAGAAGUUGGACAUCCCACCGCCCAUCUCUGAGGCCCCCAGGCCUCCUGCUGCUCCCAGCAAUUCCUCUGCCUCCAGCAAGGCCCAUAAGCACGAAUUGUUGCUGUGCAAGAAGAAGACAGCUGAAAUGCACAGCUUGCGCAUGGAUGCACUCUAUAAGCUCUCCAUUGCCAACUAUGUCAGAGACAAGGUAUUCUGGUUUCCUCACAACAUGGACUUCCGAGGCAGGACGUACCCUUGCCCACCUUAUUUCAACCACCUUGGUAACGAUGUCACCCGGGCCAUCCUGCUUUUCGCAGAAGGAAGGCCACUGGGACCCAAGGGCCUUGACUGGCUGAAGAUCCACCUCAUUAACCUCACGGGGCUGAAGAAGAAGAACUCCUUGCAGGAGCGGCUGGAGUUCGCCAAUGAAAUCAUGGAGGAGAUCCUGGACUCAGCUGACCACCCGCUCACAGGCAGGAAGUGGUGGAUGAACACUGAUGAGCCCUGGCAAGCCUUGGCGUGCUGUAUGGAAAUUGCCAAAGCCUCGAGGUCCCCGGAUCCAGCAGCCUACAUCUCUCACUUCCCAGUUCACCAGGACGGCUCUUGCAAUGGUCUGCAGCACUAUGCAGCUCUUGGCCGGGACCUUAUUGGCGCCAUGUCCGUCAACCUGAUGCCCUGCAAUGUCCCCCAGGAUGUCUACAGUGUGGUGGCCCAGCAGGUGGAGGAGUUUCGGAAGAAGGAUGCUGAGCAGGGGGUGAAGAUCGCCCAGGUGCUGCAAGGCUUCAUCACUCGCAAGGUGGUGAAGCAGACGGUGAUGACAGUGGUGUACGGCGUCACACGCUACGGCGGGCGGCUGCAGAUGGAGAAGCGUCUCAAGGAGAUUGAAGAGUUCCCUGAGGAAUACUUGUGGGAAGCGUCUCACUACCUCGUAAAGCAGGUGUUCAGUGGUAUCAAGGAGAUGUUCUCAGCAACUCGAGAUAUCCAGACCUGGCUGACGGAGAGUGCCAAGCUCAUUGCCCAGUCGGGACGGACAGUGGAGUGGGUCACGCCGCUGGGUCUGCCCAUCAUGCAGCCCUACUAUCGGUCCAAGUCCACUGUGCUGAAUUGCAGUAUGCAGACCUUGAGUGUGAAAACCUCCAACAACAACCAGAAGCCUGAUACAGUGAAGCAGAAGAAUGCCUUCCCACCAAAUUUCAUCCACUCCCUGGACUCCACGCACAUGAUGCUCACAGCUCUGCACUGCCUCAGGCAGGGUCUGACCUUCGUCUCAGUUCACGAUUGCUACUGGACUCACGCGCUCACCGUGGACAUCAUGAACCAGAUCUGUCGGCAGCAAUUUGUGGCUCUGCACAGCGAGAAGAUCCUGCAGGAUCUGUCCAAGUUCAUGCUGGAGAAGUACUGCAGCCCCGGCAGAGAGACAAGAGCCCUCUGGCAGAAGAAGCUGAUGGAGCAGCUGUCAAAUGUCCCCAAGACAGGCAAAUUCAACCUGAAGGAGGUGAUAAAUUCCACCUAUUUCUUCAGCUGAGCCCAAAUAGCCAGCGGGGCCCUGGACUAUGCCUGGAGUGCUGGUUGCCUCAGAAGCUGCGGUAGGCACUGGCCUGCGAGGCUCCUCUGUCCUGCAUCUCCUGGGGAAGGGGUACAGCUGCCAGCCCAGCAAAGAGACCUGCCUAGCACUGAGCUGCUGGGGCAAACUGGGACUGCGCAGGAAGAGCCACGAGGGGCUGGUGGGGGAGGUGGGUGUCUGCACUGUUCGCUGUUGCUGCCUGAGUCCCAGGCCGGGGCAGAGACCAUCGAGCCCUGGGGAGGGCUGCAUCUCCCUGGUGUGGGGCUGAAGGGGUGAUGGCUCCCCUCAGUCCUCACCCUCUGCCUGCCAGUGCUGGGAGCUCCAGAGUGUGCCUGGCUGGAGCCUGGCCUGGGCUGCCAUCCCUCUCCAGCAACAGGGCUCAGACCUCCUGGAGGGGCGGGCAGCCAGCUGGGGUGCUGAGCCCUGUCACCGCUCUCCUGGGGCGCAGCCUCGGUGGCCCCUGACUCUCAUUUCCAGGGAUCGGUUUAACUUCUGCUCACUGGGUCUCAGGCAGGGAAAACCACUAACACGGGGGUGGAGAUGUAUGAUACUGUAAAUAAAGUGGUUUUUGAAAUACUAA